AUGUCAUCGAAGCGCGAAAAGCUCCCCAAGCUCGGAUUCUUCGAGGAAUUCAUGGUGGGCGGUGUGGCCGCUGGUGUGGCCAAGACGGUUGCUGCUCCCAUCGAACGCGUCAAGCUGCUCGUGCAAAAUCAGGGUGAGAUGAUCAAGCAGGGCCGACUGGACAAGCCCUACAAUGGUGUGAUUGACUGCUUCGCCCGCACUAUGAAGACAGAGGGUGUGUAUUCCCUGUGGCGCGGUAACCUUUCCAAUGUCAUCCGUUACUUCCCCACCCAGGCGCUGAACUUUGCCUUCAAGGACACGUUCAAGCGCAUGUUCAACUACAAGAAGGAGAGGGACGGCUACGCGAAGUGGUUCAUGGGCAACAUGGCGUCCGGUGGUCUCGCUGGUGCUGCAUCGCUGUGUUUUGUAUACUCGCUGGACUACGUGCGUACGCGGCUCGCAAACGACACCAAGUCUGCAAAGAAGGGUGGUGAGCGCCAGUUCAACGGCCUGAUUGACUGCUACGUGAAGACAUGGAAGAGUGAUGGUAUUGUUGGGCUGUACCGUGGUUUCAUGGUCUCGUGCGUGGGCAUCGUUGUGUACCGUGGUUUUUACUUUGGCCUGUAUGACACGCUGCAGCCAAUGCUGCCCGUUGACACGUUCAUCGUGAACUUCUUCCUCGGAUGGGCUGUGACGAUCGUUGCUGGUCUUCUCUCAUAUCCACUGGACACCGUCCGUCGUCGCAUGAUGAUGACGUCGGGCGCCGCUGUGAAGUACAAGAGCUCGAUGGACUGCAUGAUGCAGGUGAUCAAGCAGGAGGGUACCGCAGCAUUGAUGCGUGGGGCUGGAGCCAAUAUCCUGCGCGGUGUUGCUGGCGCCGGUGUGCUUUCCGGUGUGGAUGCACUCAAGCCCAUGUACAUCAAGUGGCGCAAAGCCGGGGAACUCAAGAAGGAGAACUGA
Trypanosoma grayi is the source of this 939-nucleotide messenger RNA. Its product is annotated as putative ADP,ATP carrier protein 1, mitochondrial precursor, putative,ADP/ATP translocase 1. Gene Ontology annotation, biological process: mitochondrial ADP transmembrane transport; mitochondrial ATP transmembrane transport. Gene Ontology annotation, cellular component: mitochondrial inner membrane. Gene Ontology annotation, molecular function: ATP:ADP antiporter activity. The record is from RefSeq and is a predicted model, not a curated record. NCBI's taxonomy places the organism in Eukaryota, Euglenozoa, Kinetoplastea, Trypanosomatida, Trypanosomatidae. The coding region runs from base 1 to 939 and encodes 312 amino acids. The transcript has a single exon.